AGGGUGCACGGGGGUUGGUGCGCUCGAGCGAAAAGCCGUCGGCUCCAGUCGCAGCCCAGUUCCUCUGGAGUCAGCAGCGUGGCAGCGAACUCCGCAACACGACCUCGCGCCGUCAGAGAAGCCCGAGCUGCGGUCACCGCAUCGCCCCGCGCGCCUGGGAUGGGAGCGAUUACCCACAGCGCCGGCUUUGACAGUCGCGAGCGCGGCGUACUUGCUGCGGACAUCUCCGCCUGAACGAGAGUGGCUGGGAUUCCGCCUCCCGUCUCGCUCUCUGUUCACAGGAAUUUAAACGUCAGGGAUUUGUGUCGCAGAGUCCAGGUCGUACCGACUCUCCGAAGCACUGGUUCUGGGAUUGAUUGGCUUUAAAACCUUUUCUAGGCUGCGCACAUUUUCCCAGAACAUUUGGAGUAAGAGAGUUGGGAUUCCUGCGAACGUGCUCAUCCGCAGUGGCAUUGCGACUGCGGCUGUGAAGUCAAAUCCGCAGCACAGGUCCAUAAUGUCCUCAGGUUCGAGAGAAGACUGAACCCCGAUUGGCCUUUGAGUUCUUGACUGAGUCCUUCUUCCUCCCCGGUACCAACGGACAAUGGCGUCCCACGACAGAAAACUGAACUGUCUGCUCGUGUCAUGCUGCUUCUCUGUGUUCCUGCUGCCCCUCUCAGCCACCCGCCCCCAGCAGCCUCCGACCCCGACCCGAGUGGACCAGGGCUACAGAACAUUUCGGGCUGAGAACCCCGAGUGGACCCUUAACCACCUGGCCGUGGACCGGCGUAACGGGAACGUGUACCUGGGUGCGGUGAACCGCAUCUACAAGCUGGCGCCGGCGCUGGACAUCCAGGUGUCGCACCAGACCGGGCCGGACGAGGACAACCGCAACUGCUACCCGCCGCGCAUCGUGCAGCCGUGCAGCGAGCCUCUGGCGCUCACCGACAACGUCAAUAAGAUGCUUCUGAUGGACUACAGGGAGAACCGUCUGCUGGCGUGCGGGAGCCUGUACCAGGGCAUUUGCAAACUGCUGCGUCUGGACGACCUGUUCAAGCUUGGCGAGCCUUUUCACAAGAAGGAGCACUACCUUUCCGGCGUGAACGAGAGCGGCUCGGUGUACGGCGUCAUUGUGUCGUACGGCGACGCCUCGCCUGACAAGCUGUUCGUGGCCACGGCGGUAGAUGGGCGGCCGGAGUACUUCCCGACCAUCUCCAGCCGGAAGCUGGCGCGAAAUUCGGAGGAGGACGGCAUGUUCGCCUACGUCUUCCACGACGAGUUCGUGGCCUCUAUGAUCAAGAUCCCGUCAGACACGUUUACCGUGGUGCCCGACUUCGACAUCUACUACGUCUACGGCUUCAGCAGCGGGAAUUUCGUCUACUUCCUUACGCUGCAGCCAGAGAUGGGCGGCGGGCCAGCAGGGGGCUCGUCCUCGACCGGCCGCGAGCAGGUGUACACCUCCAAGCUGGUGCGUCUCUGCAAGGACGACACGGCCUUCAACUCCUACGUGGAGGUGCCGCUAGGCUGCGUGAAAGGCGGCGUGGAGUACCGGCUCCUGCAGGCCGCCUACCUGUCCAAGGCGGGCGCCGUCCUGGCGCGAUCGCUGGGCAUCGGAGCCGACGACGACGUGCUGUACGCCGUCUUCUCCAAAGGGCAGAAGAGGAGGCCCAAGGAGACGUCGCAGGAGUCGGCGCUGUGUGUGUUCGCCCUGAAGGAGAUCAACGAGAGGAUCAAAGACCGACUGCAGUCCUGCUACAAGGGCGAGGGCACGCUGGAUCUGGCCUGGCUCAAAGUGAAAGACAUCCCCUGCAGCAGCGCGCUCCUGACCAUCGACGACAACUUCUGUGGGUUGGACAUGAACGCCCCGCUGGGCGUGUCCGAGAUGGUGCGUGGCGUCCCGCUGUUUUCCGAGUCCAGUGACAAAUUGACCUCCGUCAUCGCCUACGUCUACAAGAACUACUCGCUGGCCUUCGUGGGCACCAAGGGGGGCCGACUGAAAAAGAUUCGGGUGGAUGGGCCGUCCCAUGGUGCUUUGCAGUACGAGACAGUGCAGGUUGUGGAUGACGGACCAAUCCUGAGAGACAUGGCCUUCUCAGCUGAUCAGCACUUCCUAUAUGUGAUGUCAGAGACCCAGCUGACGCGUGUUCCAGUCGAGGCGUGUGAACAGUACUCGUCCUGCAGCGCAUGCUUGGGCUCUGGAGACCCUCACUGCGGCUGGUGUGUGCUGCACAGUAUGUGCACCAGGAAGGAGAAAUGUGAGAGGUCGUCGGAGCUGCGGCGUUUUGCAUCAGACAUUAAGCAGUGCGUGAGGCUGAGCGUGCACCCCAGCAACAUCUCCGUGUCCCAGUACAGCGUCACGCUUGUCCUGGAAGCCCAUAACGUCCCAGAACUUUCCGCCGGAGUGAACUGUACCUUUGAGGACCUGGCCGAGAUGGAUGGCAUGGUGGAUGGAAACCGCAUCACCUGCAGCUCCCCUGCUGAGAAGGAGGUCCCCCGGAUCGUGGUGGACCAAGGCGACCACCAGAUUGUGCAGCUCUACCUCAAGUCUAAGGAGACAGGGUUAGCUUUUGCCAACACCAGCUUUGUCUUCUACAACUGCAGCGUCCAUAAAUCCUGUCUUUCCUGCGUUGGAAGCCCCUACCAGUGCCACUGGUGCAAAUACCGCCACACUUGCACCCACGACCCCCGAAGCUGCUCCUUCCAAGAGGGCCGGGUCAAACAACCCGAGGAGUGCCCCCAGCUGCUGCCGGCCGACCGGAUCCUGGUGCCGGUGAAUGUGGUGAAACCUAUCACCCUGCGAGCCAGGAAUCUUCCGCAACCGCAAUCCGGCCAGCGUGGGUACGAGUGUGUGCUCAUCAUCCAGGGCGUGGAGCAGAGGGUCCCUGCUCUACGCUUCAACAGUACCAGUGUGCAGUGCCAGAACACCUCGUACUCGUAUGAUGGGAUGGAAAUGAGUAGUCUCCCUGUGGAUCUGACCGUCAUCUGGAACGGAGACUUUAGCAUCGAUAACCCGGCUCAAAACAAAGUCCACCUGUACAAGUGUGACGCCCGGCGGGAGAGCUGUGGUCUGUGUCUGAAGGCGGACCCCCUGUUCGGCUGCGUGUGGUGUAGGAGUGAGAAACGCUGCACCCUGAAGCAACACUGCCCCCACCCACAGAGCAUGUGGCUAGAGCACAACGGCAUCAACAGCAAGUGCACGCACCCCAAGAUCAGCAAGAUCACCCCACUGCGUGGGCCCAGGGAAGGGGGCACGUUGGUGACGAUCCGGGGAGAGAAUCUCGGCCUGGAAUUCCAUGAGAUACAGGGGAACGUGAAGGUGGCAGAAGUGGACUGCAUGCCGGUGCCAGAGGGAUACAUCCCAGCCGAACAGAUUGUGUGUGAAAUGGGAAAAGCGGAAAAGAGCCAGUAUGCAGGGAACGUCCAGGUGUGUGUUGGGGAGUGCCAGCCUGAGUUCGUGGCCAAGACAUCGAAGUACUACUACUUCGUGGUUCCCAAGCUGAUGUCCCUGAAGCCUAACCGUGGGCCUGUCUCUGGGGGCACCAUCGUCAACAUCACAGGCAGCAACCUGGAUGCCGGCAGCAACGUGUCCAUCAUGUUCAAGGACCAUAAGUGCACAUACCACAGACGAGGGGGCCAGUGGAUCACGUGUCACUCCCAAGCAUCCACGCAAGGCUACGGAAACGUCACCGUGUCCGUGUACGUGGACAAGGCCCACAUCCACAAGGACCUGCGCUUUGAGUACGUGGAGGACCCCACUAUAACCAAGCUGGAACCUGAAUGGAGUAUUUUUAGUGGAAACACACCAGUGACGGUGACCGGUACCAACCUGGACAUCAUUCAGAACCCACAAAUCCGAGCCAAGUACGGCAACCAGGAGACGACUAACGUGUGUCAGGUGCUGAGCUCCACGAGCAUGCUCUGUCAGGCCCCGGCGCUGCCGGGCAGCCUGGCCAGGCUGGAGGAGGACGUAGAGAGGCCCGACGAGUUCGGCUUCGUCCUGGACAACGUUCAGUCCGUGCUGGCCCUCCAGAACAUCAACUUCCUCUACUUCCCCAACCCGGUGUUUGAGACGCUCAGCGCAUCUGGGGUUCAGGAACUCAAGCCUGGAUCUCCCAUUAUUCUAAAGGGAAGGAACUUCCUCCCUCCUACGCCUGGUAGCAACGGGAAGCUGAACUACACAGUCUUGAUCGGAGAGAAGCCCUGCUCCCUAACCGUGUCCGACACCCAGCUGCUGUGCGAAUGGCCCAACCUGACCGGACGCCACAAGGUUCUGGCACGUGUUGGAGGCAUCGAGUUUUCCCCGGGCGUGGUCCACAUCACCUCCGACAGCCCCCUCAGCAGCACGGCCAUCAUCGGCAUCGCCGCCGCCGGAGGCUUUCUCAUCCUCUUCAUCGUCAUCGUCCUCAUCGCCUACAAGCGCAAGUCCCGCGAGAGUGACCUGACCCUCAAGCGCCUGCAGAUGCAGAUGGACAACCUGGAGUCUCGUGUGGCGCUGGAGUGCAAGGAAGCCUUUGCCGAGCUGCAGACGGAUAUUAACGAGCUGACCAGUGACCUGGACGGAGCUGGCAUUCCUUUCCUGGACUACAGGACCUACACCAUGCGUGUGCUCUUCCCGGGUAUCGAGGAGCACCCUGUGCUCAGAGACCUGGAGGUGCCGGGCUACAGGCAGGAGCAGGUGGAGAAGGGACUGAAGCUCUUCGGCCAGCUCAUCAACAACAAGAUCUUCCUGCUCGCCUUCAUCCGCACGCUGGAGUCUCAGCGCGGCUUCUCCAUGCGUGACCGCGGCAACGUGGCCUCGCUCAUCAUGACCGUGCUGCAGAGCAAGCUGGAAUACGCCACCGACGUGCUCAAGCACCUCCUCUCGGACCUCAUCGACAAGAACCUGGAGAGCAAGAACCACCCCAAGCUGCUGCUGAGGAGGACGGAGUCUGUGGCAGAAAAAAUGCUGACAAAUUGGUUCACCUUCCUCCUUUACAAAUUUCUGAAGGAGUGCGCCGGAGAACCCUUGUUCUCCCUCUUCUGCGCCAUCAAGCAACAGAUGGAGAAAGGGCCCAUUGACUCCAUCACCGGGGAGGCGCGCUACUCCCUCAGCGAGGACAAGCUCAUCAGACAGCAGAUCGACUACAAGACGCUGGUGGUGAACUGCAUCCACCCAGACAAUGAGAAGAGCCCAGAGAUUCAGGUGAAGGUGCUGAACUGUGACACCAUCAGCCAAGUGAAGGAGAAGAUUCUAGAUGCCAUCUACAAGAAUGUCCCCUACUCGCACCGCCAGAAGGCCACUGACAUGGACCUGGAGUGGCGUCAGUGCAGAGGGGUCCGGAUCAUUCUUCAGGACGAGGACAUGACCACAAAGAUCGAGAGCGACUGGAAGAGACUCAAUAUGCUGUCUCAUUAUCAGGUGCCUGAUAACACCGUUGUGGCACUCGUACCGAAGCAGGUCACUGCUUACAACUCGGUGAACAACUCCACUGUCUCCAGGACGUCCGCCGGAAAAUACGAAAACAUGAUCAAGUACACGGGCAGCCCGGACAGCCUGCGCUCCCGAACGCCCAUGAUCACGCCCGACCUGGAGACCGGCGUCAAGGUCUGGCACCUGGUGAAGAAUCACGAGCACGGUGACCAGAAGGAAGGCGACCGCGGCAGCAAGAUGGUGUCUGAGAUCUACCUGACCAGGCUGCUGGCCACCAAGGGCACGCUGCAGAAGUUUGUAGACGACCUGUUUGAGACCAUCUUCAGCACGGCGCACAGAGGAAGUGCUCUCCCUCUCGCCAUCAAGUACAUGUUCGACUUCCUGGACGAGCAAGCAGACAAGCACGGCAUCCACGACCCGCACGUGCGACACACGUGGAAAAGCAACUGCCUACCUCUGCGAUUCUGGGUGAACGUGAUCAAGAACCCCCAGUUUGUGUUCGACAUCCAUAAGAGCAGCAUCACGGACGCGUGUCUCUCCGUGGUGGCCCAGACCUUCAUGGACUCUUGCUCCACGUCCGAGCACCGCCUGGGCAAAGACUCGCCCUCUAACAAGCUGCUCUAUGCCAAGGACAUUCCCAGCUACAAGAGCUGGGUGGAGAGGUACUACUCAGACAUCAGUAAGAUGCCCGCCAUCAGUGACCAGGACAUGAAUGCCUACCUGGCUGAGCAGUCACGCAUGCACAUGAGCGAGUUCAACGCCAUGAGCUCCCUCAGCGAAAUCUAUUCUUACGUGAGCAAGUACACAGAGGAGAUUGUGAGUGCGCUGGAGCAAGACGACAGCGCCAGGAAACAGAGACUGGCUUUAAAGCUGGAACAGGUGGUCGCCUUCAUGAGCCUGGAGAGCUGAGGACCGCGUUUCCCAGAGCGCACUGGGACACCCGUCAGAAACCGAGCCGUGCCUGAGCGAAUACCCGUCCAUCAAUCUCACCUCUUUCGUUUUGCAAAAAAAAAAAAAAAGAAGAAAAAAAAACCCCACACAACUUCCUGCAUCUUCCCAAGCACCAUUCAGGAGUCCACAGCGCAUUAGCUCUGCUUCCUAGAAGAGUAGAGAACAGCCUUGGGGCUGCAGACUACACUUACCCAUGAUGCAACAGGGGAAGAGGGAGGGCAACCAUUCAUUCUGCUGUCUAAAGGGGUGGUUGCCUGCGUACUCUGCCUCACUGGUGCCCUCUAUGCUUCCCCUGGUGAAUUUAAAAAAAGUUUAAAAUAUAAAUAAAUAACUGUUACAUUUAUGUUGCCUUCAGAUUAUAGCUGUUAAGCAAAGUGUUUCAAACCACAAUGUUGGGUGUCAAUUUGUUCAGAUUUUUAUGCCUAGGGUAGUGUAUGACACUACCGUAGUGUCCAGUUAAUUGUAGUACCAAAACACGGAUAAUUUGCUGUUGGUACUGCAUGUGUAGGAGAAAUGCAGACCAAAUGGGUCGUGUCAAAAAACUUGAAACCCAAAAGAGUUUACAGGACAGAGUUUCCUACCGUCCACGUAACAGCCGUCGCAUGGGGAUUGCCUGUGAUCUGCCAUCGCCUGGAGAGAAGGGAUGUGUGUUUAAACCGCUGUGGUUCCCGUGACAACGGGGGGUAGAGUGAUUCCUCUCUCUACUGAGAGCCCAACUGACUGUGAAACUUUGAGCGUAGCUUUUCUGCCACUGUCCAGAUGUGCAGAGCUUCUCCCUGUUCCUGAGAGGUCUCUCGCACUGGUCUGGCGUUAGCACAUUACGAAAGUGAACCUCUCUGAUCAUGUAUUCUUCGUAAGCACACACAUGCACGCAAAACACGCUCACACAUGCAUGCGCGCACACACACACACGCACA
Electrophorus electricus (electric eel) is the source of this 7257-nucleotide messenger RNA. RefSeq names its product plexin A4 (gene plxna4). Gene Ontology annotation, molecular function: protein binding; semaphorin receptor activity. Gene Ontology annotation, biological process: semaphorin-plexin signaling pathway; regulation of cell migration. Gene Ontology annotation, cellular component: semaphorin receptor complex; plasma membrane. NCBI's taxonomy places the organism in Eukaryota, Metazoa, Chordata, Actinopteri, Gymnotiformes, Gymnotidae. The record is from RefSeq and is a predicted model, not a curated record.